AUGACUGCUUUGAAGACUAUAGUAAAGUGCUGUGGGUUAACUUUCACACCUGAAUUGUACACUAAGCCAAGAAACACCUUUGGACAACUUUUCUGUGGCUCAUUAGAUAUUUUUGGAAUCCUAUGUGUUGGCCUGUACCGCAUGAUAGAUGAUGAGGAUCACAACCCAGAACACAAAAGGUUUGUGAUUACCCGGCCAGCCAACGAGUUUAAUCUGCUGCCCUCAGAUCUUGUAUUUUGCGCUAUCCCUUACAACACUGCUUAUUACAAAAAGAAUGAUGCUUCUGAAUCCCAAACUCAGUGUGAAAUUAUUAAUGUGGUACCACUGGCACCAGAGAUGCAAUCACAUACAAACUUUCCUUCUACAAGGGGCUCUGUGGAAGAGGGCACAUCACAGCCACGGCAUUCCCCAGUCCGCCUCUGAAGCCAAGACUGUUCUGAGUUUCUAAACUUCAGGAAGCAGUGCUGAAUCAGAGUGGUAAACUGCCACUCCAGAAACUUCUAGAUGAAAAAGUAAAAGAAAAUGGAAAGGAAAAUAUGAAGGAACUUCUAAGUGAGGAUGCUCUUCAUAGUCCAUGCUAAACUAGACCAAUCGAUACUCUCCACAUGCUCUCAGCCUGCUACUAACAAAGCAUCUCUAGAGAUAAAGACUUCGAAUCAGGAAAAUAAAAUGGAAGCAUGCCAUGUUUGUGCCCAUUUCUUAGUGGUUGAUCAGCAAGCUCACACUGUUUUGAAAGAGACAUAACUCUAAUCUUGUCCCACUGGAUCUGGUAUGAUGAAAAUAUGAGAAAUGUCAUUAAAGAAAA
Molecule: messenger RNA, 805 nt
Organism: Chinchilla lanigera (long-tailed chinchilla)
Lineage: Eukaryota; Metazoa; Chordata; Mammalia; Rodentia; Chinchillidae
Product: potassium channel subfamily U member 1-like
Exons: 3
Coding region: 1-423 (140 amino acids)
Biological process (GO): reproductive process
Source: RefSeq, a predicted model, not a curated record